AUGUUUUCGGGGGUGACAAGUCUGGUGAACAGGGGACACAAGAUUAAGGGCACGGUGGUGCUGAUGCGCAAGAACGUCCUUGACGUCAACUCCCUUACCAGCGCUCAGGGACUCAUCGGUCAAGGCGUCGGCCUCGUCGGCUCAACCAUCGAUAAUCUCACUGCCUUCUUGGGCCGCUCUGUCUCCCUCCACCUCAUUAGUGCCACCAAACCAGAUGAGAAUGGGAAGGGCAAAGUUGGAAAGAGCACGUUUUUGGAAGGUAUAAUAUCUUCGUUGCCAACAUUGGGAGCAGGGCAAUCUGCCUUCACCAUUCAUUUCGAAUGGGAUGAUGGUGAGAUGGGAAUUCCAGGAGCAUUUUACAUCAAGAAUUUCAUGCAAACCGAGUUCUUCCUCCUCACUUUGACUCUUGAAGACAUUCCAAACCAUCCAAAUCUCAAAAUCCACUUUGUUUGCAACUCCUGGAUUUAUAAUGCUAAAAACUACAAAACCGAUCGUAUUUUCUUUUCCAACAAGACAUAUCUUCCAGGUGACACGCCAGCACCACUUGUAAAGUACAGGGAAGAUGAAUUGGAGAAUUUAAGAGGAGAUGGAAAAGGAGAGCGCAAAGAAUAUGAUAGGAUCUAUGAUUAUGAUGUUUACAAUGAUUUGGGGAAUCCAGAUAGCAAUGAAAAAUAUGCUCGCCCUGUUCUUGGAGGAUCUACUUUACCUUACCCUCGUAGAGGAAGAACAGGAAGGCCACCUACUAACAAAGAUCCUAAGAGUGAGAAACGGAGCGAUUUUGUUUACCUACCAAGGGACGAAGCAUUUGGUCACUUGAAGUCAUCAGAUUUUCUAACUUAUGGACUAAAAUCUGUAGCCCAAGAUGUGAUGCCUGUUCUCACAGAUGCAUUUGAUGCAAAUAUCUUAACUCUUGAGUUUGAUAAUUUUGCUGAAGUGGAUAAACUCUAUACGGGUGGAAUUACACUACCUACAAACUUUCUCAGCAAGUUUUCCCCUUUGCCAGUACUCAAGGAAAUUCUACGAACAGAUGGUGAACAAUUCCUUAAAUAUCCACCACCCAAAGUCAUGCAAGUGAAUAAAUCUGCAUGGAUGACUGAUGAAGAAUUUUCUAGAGAAACACUUGCUGGUGUAAAUCCUAAUGUCAUUAAGAGUCUUGAGGAGUUUCCACCAGGUAGCAAGCUAGAUAGUAAAGUCUAUGGUGAUCAUACUAGUACAAUGAAAAAAGAACAUUUAGAGCCUAACUUAGGAGGGCUUACUGUAGAACAGGCUAUUGAGAAGAAGAAAUUGUUCAUUCUCGAUCACCAUGACUAUCUGAUUCCAUAUUUGAGAAGAAUAAAUUCAAGCAAGACAAAGGCCUAUGCUACAAGGACUAUUUUCUUCUUGAAAGAUGAUGGAACUUUAAAGCCACUGGCCAUUGAGUUAAGCAAGCCACAUCCUCAAGGAGAAGAGCAUGGUCCUGUGAGUGAUGUCUAUCUACCAGCACAUGAAGGAGUUGAAGGUUAUAUUUGGGUACUGGCCAAGGCAUAUGUUGUUGUAAAUGACUCAUGCUAUCACCAACUUGUUAGUCAUUGGUUAAACACUCAUGCAGUUGUUGAACCAUUUGUGAUAGCAACAAAUAGGCAUCUGAGUGUGGUUCACCCCAUUAAUAAACUACUUUCCCCACACUACCGUGACACCAUGAAUAUAAAUUCACUUGCUCGGAAAGCCUUGAUUAAUGCAGAUGGUAUUAUAGAACAAACAUUCUUGUGGGGUAGAUAUGCUUUGGAAAUGUCUGCUGUACUCUAUAAGGAUUGGGUUUUUCUAGAUCAAGCAUUACCUAAUGAUCUCAUCAAGAGAGGAGUGGCAGUUAAGGAUUCAUCUUCUCCCCAUGGUGUCCACCUUGUGAUUGAGGAUUACCCUUAUGCUUCUGAUGGAUUAGAAAUAUGGGAUGCUAUUAAAUCAUGGGUUAAAGAGUAUGUGUUCUUUUACUACAACUCAGAUGAUGCACUAAAACAAGACACUGAACUCCAAGAAUGGUGGAAAGAGCUUGUAGAAGUAGGUCAUGGUGACAAGAAGAAUGAGACAUGGUGGCCAAAGAUGGAAACUCGAAACGAGUUGAUUGAAGCUUCAACCACUCUCAUAUGGAUUGCUUCAGCACUUCAUGCAGCUAUUAAUUUUGGCCAAUACCCUUAUGGAGGUUACAUUCUUAACCGUCCAACACUUAGCAGAAGAUUCAUGCCUGAGAAAGGGUCUCCUGAGUAUGAUGAAUUGGCUAAGAAUCAUGAGAAGGAGUUUUUGAAAACAAUCACAGGGAAGAAAGAGACACUAAUUGAUCUUACCGUUAUUGAAAUUUUGUCAAGGCAUGCUUCUGAUGAGUCCUACCUUGGACAAAGGGAUGAUGGUGACUUUUGGACUUGUGAUACUGAGGCAUUAGAUGCCUUUAAGAGAUUUGGAAAGAAACUUGCAGAGACUGAACAAAGAUUGAUGCAGAAGAACAAUGAUGGAUCAUUGAAAAAUCGUUCUGGACCAGCUAAGAUGCCUUACACUUUGCUUUAUCCUUCUAGUGAGGAAGGGUUGACUUUCAGAGGAAUUCCAAAUAGUAUCUCUAUCUAAUGAGUCUAUCAUGAUGACGACUUUAAUGAUGUCUUUAAAUAAAAGGAAUCUGAUUCCUUAUUAGCUUCAUCCACCUAUGUUUGUGUUGUCAUUUGUAUUCAGUAGUUUUAAUUUGAUGCUAAUUAAUAAGAAAGUUGUAUCUGUUUUUUGCAUAA
Arachis stenosperma is the source of this 2747-nucleotide messenger RNA. RefSeq names its product linoleate 9S-lipoxygenase-like. The record is from RefSeq and is a predicted model, not a curated record. The transcript is spliced from 9 exons. Gene Ontology annotation, molecular function: oxidoreductase activity, acting on single donors with incorporation of molecular oxygen, incorporation of two atoms of oxygen; protein binding; metal ion binding. Bases 1 to 2592 code for a protein of 863 amino acids. Gene Ontology annotation, biological process: lipid oxidation. Lineage: Eukaryota; Viridiplantae; Streptophyta; Magnoliopsida; Fabales; Fabaceae.